AUGGCAGUGUAUAUCAAGUAUAAAAGUUGUAAGGAUUAUGAUUCAAUACCAAUUCUUGAUCAUUUUAUUUCUGUUGGGAAUUUGAAAUCAAAAAUAUUUGAAUCCAAGCGUUAUGGUUGGGGUAAAGAUUUCGACCUUCUUCUCACCAACGCACAAACUAACGAAGAUUAUGUUGAUCAUGCCACUUUGAUUCCUAGAAAUACAAGUGUUUUGAUUCAUCGCCUUCCUGGAUUACCUUGCUGCCCCAUACUAAUUAAAGAGGAACCCAAGCAAGUGUUGUGUAAACAGGAGGAGGUUCAUUCAGUUAAAAAAGAGUCCAAAUAUUCUCAAGAUGAUGAUUUUGGCGAUGAUGUGUAUGCAAUUCCAAAAGUAGUAGUGCCAAGUCAAUUAGGCAAUCCAGUGCCCACUAGUACUAGUAGUAUAAUCAAGAAUUCAAUAGGAAACAUAUCACUUGAGUAUAAUAACACAAGAUCGCCUUGCUUUAGUGUUGGACAAGGUGGAAUGGAACGGAAAAACCCACCACCGGGGUAUGUCUGUCAUCGAUGCAAGGUGCCUGGGCAUUUCAUUCAGCAUUGCCCUACAAAUGGUGACCCCAAUUAUGACAUCAAGAAACUAAGUGCAAGUGUUGCUGUUUUGAUGGCAGCUUUUACUAAGGAAGUUGAAGGAUUGUCAUGUUCUUCAUCGUCUUCUAAGCGUUCCUAUAGAGAUAUACCAGCAGAGCUUCACUGCCCAUUGUGUAAAGGAUUAAUGAAAGAUGCAGUUAUAGCGAGCAAAUGUUGUUUUAGUAGUUUCUGCGACAGAUGCAUAAGGAAUCAUAUUAUGUCCAACUCUGUUUGCGUAUGUGGGGCUAGAAAUAUACUUGUUGAUGCUCUCUUGCCUAAUUUGACUCUAAGAGCCACAGUAAACAGAAUCUUACAGUCUAAUAGCACUACUUCUUCAGAGUCUUGUAGGACACGGGUAGAAGAGUUUCCACCAGCUGUUGAAGAAGUAAAUAUGAAGAAACCAAGUGAUGAUGUUAACAUGCAAUGGGGUGUUGAAACUAGAAAAUUAGGUUUUAAAAGGAAUAAGUGUGAGAUGAGCAGUGAGUUUUCAAGUGUAAUUACUUAUUGA
Molecule: messenger RNA, 1110 nt
Organism: Solanum tuberosum (potato)
Lineage: Eukaryota; Viridiplantae; Streptophyta; Magnoliopsida; Solanales; Solanaceae
Exons: 1
Coding region: 1-1110 (369 amino acids)
Biological process (GO): ubiquitin-dependent protein catabolic process; mRNA processing; protein ubiquitination
Cellular component (GO): nucleus
Molecular function (GO): ubiquitin protein ligase activity; zinc ion binding
Source: RefSeq, a predicted model, not a curated record